AUGCGUGCAAUGAACAAAGAAGACAAAAGGAAUCUCCCUUUGAUCCUCAGCAGAAAUUGUUCAAGAAUAUCAGCGAUUUCUCAUAAAAGAGAGCACGCUUGUCGUAGGUCUGCAGAUCUUUCUAAUAGAAAUAAAAGUGAUGACAGCAUUCGUAACCUCUUUUGUAAAUCAAGACUAGCUAAUAGAGAAGGAAGUAUGGAAAAUUACCAGGGACCAAUAGGGCUAUCUGCUAGAAUUGAGUUUUUUGAGACUUUUAAAAACCUUGACAAAUAUAAAGAACAAAUAAAGCAGCACCAUAUGGAGUCAUCUCCAAAUAUAGCAUUCCUUGAAAAAUGUGAAAAAGAAAAAAUUUGGCCUAAACCUAUUGGGAUUGUAAAAAGAAGAGGAACUAGCAAUGAAUUUGAUUUAAGGAAUAUGGGCGUUGGCGAUAAAUAUGCUAAUGCACUAUCAAAAGGGCUAAAAAGCUUAAAAUCAGUUGAAAAAUUAAAUCUGCGAAACAACCGCUUAUCUGAUUCAGGAUCAAUAAAGAUUUUAUCACGAAUGAAUGGCUCAAGUCUAAAAGACCUUAAUCUAGCUAACAAUAAGCUAGGAAAUAAGCCUAUAGAAAAACUUAUAGAGCUGAUUAAUAAUCCGAAGUCUUGUUUAAAAAAGCUAAAUCUUGAAGGAACUGAGCUUAAUUACCAAGGAUUAGAAAUUUUAGUUGAUAGUUUGUGUGAUAAUUCAAAAAUCAAAGUGCUUAAUUUAGCAAAAAAUAAGCUUGGAGAAAAUGCGGGAUUUCUAAUAGGAAAAUUGCUUCAAUCAAAUAUAAGCAUAAAAAAGCUUGAUCUUCAUUGGAAUGAAAUCAGAGAAGAAGGGGCUGUCAAACUUUUUGAAGGACUGACUUAUAAUGAUACACUGUUAGAACUUGACUUGUCAUGAAAUUCUAUUGGGAGAAGCACUGCAGACGAUAUCACAAUAAAAAUUGGAAACCUCUUGGGAAAUCAAAGAGAAUUGAGGCAUCUCGAUUUGUCUUACAACUAUUUAACUCAACAAGAGUGCCUGAAUAUCGGAGAAGGGCUUAAGAAAAACCAUACCUUACUUGGCAUCCAUUUGCAGGGCAACGAAUGCCAAGUGGAUUCUAAAGGUUUUAUUAGGAAAAGAAAGAUUGACCCAAAAUUGGAAACUGGCCACUUAACCCAAAGGAUAUUUGAUCAUGAUUCAUUAUUGGCUAAAAAUCAUUGUGAAGAUAAUUCUAAUUGUUGGCUAUGUGAAGCGUGAGUUGAAGUAAACUUUAUUUGAACAAAUUCUAUAGUAACAGCCAGAAAUGAACCAAUUUUUUUGCAUUUGGAUAUUGAUGAUUAUGAACCUGAAUUGAUUCCAGUUGACUAUAUGGGAUUUUAUAGUGUGGCUAGGAUGGUUCCUCCAAGGGAUAUUUUAUUUUUCUUCAGUCAUGGUGAAACUCCUGUUAUCUGUGAAGAAUGGGAGAUAGUUAAACUUUGUGAGCCUAUUGAAAAUGUAAUUGAAUAUUCUGAAGGAAUACAAAUAAGGCUAAAUGUGACUACUGUUAAUAAAAUACUCCCUAAAGGGCCGAUGUGUAAGCUAAAUGACUUGCCUGAGACAAAGCCUAGAAUAGAAAAAGAAGUUUAUAAUAAAAAAACAAUAGAAGAGCCACCCAAAUAUUUAUGGAAAAUCGAAACAUCAAGCAUCUUUAAAGAUAUUGCCCCUGAGACAGAAGUAAGAUUUAUUCAGGAAUUUAUUGAUAAAUGCUUUGAUUUCGACUGAGGAUUUACCAAAAUUGAUACAUUUUUUAAGUCCACAGAAGAUAUGGAAAGUUGUAAGCGACUAUUAAUUCCCCUCUGUGAGCGAACAAAAAUGGGUUAAUUUUUUGAUUGAUUUUUUUCAAAAUUUAAAAAUCCCAAAUUCGAAAUAAUUUUAAAGCAUAUAUUAAUUUGUAAAAUUUAUGUUUUGAAACGUAAGCUGUUUAAGAUUAAACAGAAUUAGCUAGAGAUUCUAAUUAUUACUUAUAUAUCAAAAUAUUAUUUUCCUAAAAUUUUUUAUAUCAAAAAUUUUUUGCUCGCUAACGGAGGGUGGGUUUUAUUCUAAAAAUAAGGAUUUUCCCAAUAUUUUUGUCCGCCCAUGGAUUAGGGAGAUUAAGAAGAUAUUACCCAUUGAUGUAAAAUAUAUGUAGAAGAAACACAUACAAAAUUCUUUCAGCCAUCAGUGGCAAUGAGAUUUUUUCUAUGGGAAUUAAUGCAUUUUUUGAUUUUCUAAAUCAAUGCGGGACUUUUGAUUCGUAUUACUCUGCUGCAGAUGUUGGGGUUAAUUGAAAUGCUACCUUAUCAUCAAAAAUUAAAAAUCAAACUUACAAUCCAGGAAAUGCACUAAUUCGAUAUGAAUUUUUAGAAGUUUUAGCAAGAGUGGCAUAUGACAAAUUUUUUAAGUCAAAGCUCGCAAAAACUGUAACAGAAGCUGUAGAGAAACUGCUAAAAAAUGAAUUUGAGCCUUUAAUGAAGAAUUAUAUGGCAGGAGAUGGAUGAAGGAAAAAAUUAUUAACUGAGGAAUGUGAAAAUAUUGUCAAGCUUUAUAAGCCUUGUCUAGAACAACUUUUUGAGAAGUUUUCUAAGCUUAAUUAUUUAUCUACAUGAAAUCUCUAUUCCUAAAAAAAUUAAAAAAUGUUUUAUUUUAAAAAAAAAUAACAGAGUAAGAAAAAAAACUCUACCUGGACAAGCACCUUUUGUGAGUAUAGAAGAAUUCAGAGAACUUUGUAUUUUAGGAGGCUUCCAAACUGGGUCACUAAUGAUAAGAGAUUUUGAUGUCAGCUAUGCUUAUUCAAUGAGGCCACAAAUUGAUGAAGUUUAUAAUAAAAAACACAUGGAAAUGAAUUUCGCUGAAUUUGUUGAAGCAAUUGCAAGAGUCGCAGAUUUAGCAAACCUCCAAAUUGCACAUAAUGAAGAGCUAGCGAAAAAAGACCCAGAUAAAGUUCCAUUACAAAUCAAAUUAAAAUAUGCAUUGAUGCAUUUAUCAAAUAUUUUUGAAAUGUCCCCUACAAAAAGAAUCGCUAAUCGAUUAUUUGUGAGGAGAAAAACAAGGAGAUCCUUGACAAUGGGAUUUGACCCUAAGGAUAUAAGAGAGUCGUCAGCACGAAGCUCGAUUGGUAAAAGCGAAAUUAAAGAUAUAAGAGAGUCUUCAGCAAGAAGUUCUCUUGGAAAAAGCGAAGCUAAGGACAUAAGAGACUCUUCUGCAAGAAGCUCAAUGCUCUUAUAA
Blepharisma stoltei is the source of this 3243-nucleotide messenger RNA. The record is from the annotation of a GenBank genome assembly. Lineage: Eukaryota; Ciliophora; Heterotrichea; Heterotrichida; Blepharismidae.